AAGGAGCGAGUAUCACAUUGCGUCCAAGGCACUCGGUGCUGCGUGACGUGAAUUUCUCUGGUGGUCCGAGUGCUGGAGCGGCGAGCACGGAAGAUUUUUCAGCCUUGUCCUCAGCUGUCUUUUCGUUGGCUAAUAUUACACGGCUACAUCCGCAACCGGCAUUUUUAGCUCCAAAAAGAAAAAAAAGUUCAGCCGAUGACAUUCAACUGAUAAACUCAAGGUUCCGCCUCGUGAUCAUCAUCACGAGCAGGUAAAUAAUAAAACCUUUCAACAAUGACAUCUACAGCUCAACCCACGCUCUCUUUUCCUCGGGAAACUUUUGCGAAGCUCUCUCCUCAUCCAUAUCUCCUGGCACAUCUCCAACCAAGCUCUCCAACUAAUUCAUCUAAACGCGCAAAUGGCCGAUCACCAACUCAAUUUCGCGGCCCACACAUCAAUACCGGCUCACUCACUCAUGCUGAGGGUAGCGCAGUCGUACGUAUAGGAGAUACCGCAGUCGUCUGCGGAGUCCGAGGUGAAAUUCUUCUUGCCAGCAAUGUUGGAACCUACCGAGUCGACAAAUCUACGACCGCUCCCUCGUCGCGACCGGGGUACAAUGAAGCAAAAGAAUUGGAUUUACUAGUUCCAAACAUUGAGCUAGCUACAGGAUGUUCGCCUGCAUUUUUGCCGGGUCAGCCACCGACUACAUUGGCGCAAAGUUUAAGCACGAGGAUAUAUUCAUUAUUACACAGUUCGCAGAUGGUAGAUGAUGAGGAUUUGAGAAUUUGGUAUCAGCCACCAGAUCUGAACGAACAGGAUAGAAUGGAGGAUGAGGAAGAACCAGAGAGCGUUGAGCCCGAAGUUAAGGCAUUUUGGACUUUAUACAUCGACAUUUUGUUCAUUUCGCUUGAUGGAAACCCAUUUGAUGCUGCGUGGGCCGCUGUUGUAUCCGCUUUGAGGAAUGUGAGAUUACCAAAGGCACACUGGGACGCAGAUCGAGAGAUGAUACUUUGUGAUGAUGAGAUAUCUUUAUCCAAGAGACUUAAUUUGAGAGGACUGCCAGUUGCUGUCACAUGCUUGGUAUUCAAGGCAAAAGAGCAAAAGCACGGAAAGGAUAAGAGAUAUUGGGUCUUGGUGGAUCCAGACACAUUUGAAGAAGGAUUAUGUGAUGAGUCUAUCACCAUGGUCGUUGACUGUGAAGCAGGCAAGCCAAAAAUAAUGGGGUUGUCAAAAGUUGGCGGAACAACAGUUGGAAGGGACGAGAUGAAGCACAUCCUGGAGUUAGCCGAGACAAGAUGGCAUGAAUUAAGUCCAUUGCUAAGUGGAUAAUUGUACAAACAUUAAUUAAGACGAGAUUAUAUGUAUUCGCCAUUCUCUUAGUGAAGAAUGAGCACAAAUUGACCCUAGUUUAGGACACUGAGAUUGUAACGAAUUCGAUCUUUGCAGUAAAGACCGCUUUCUUCUCCUGUCCCUUAGUAAAAGAUACUGACCACCACCCUAUUUUGACUCCUUUCAUAUCAACAUGGACUAGGGAGAUUGGUAGAAAGCUUGCAUAUAAUGCACUUUCGACCCGUGGGAACUCGGUCACAUCAGAUACUUUUGGUCAUAACCCAAAUUUACAUUUGUGUUAGACUCUAACUUGUUGAGUAAAUGCGUGAAGCGAUCAAUUUAUACUUCUGAAUCCCUUAGACCACUGCUUUUUCAGGUCUUUAAGAUGGCAUCAUUAACUCGCGCUUGGCCAAGAUAUUGUUAGAAUUUUCCUUUGUCACAUUUUCGAGACUGCUUGAAAACUUUGGAGUUAUUCCGAUAGGCGAAUAUUU
This is a messenger RNA of Sclerotinia trifoliorum, 1799 nucleotides long. NCBI's taxonomy places the organism in Eukaryota, Fungi, Ascomycota, Leotiomycetes, Helotiales, Sclerotiniaceae. The record is from the annotation of a GenBank genome assembly.